This is a messenger RNA of Haplochromis burtoni (Burton's mouthbrooder), 1589 nucleotides long. Its product is annotated as stonustoxin subunit beta. The record is from RefSeq and is a predicted model, not a curated record. The transcript is spliced from 5 exons. The coding region runs from base 272 to 874 and encodes 200 amino acids. Gene Ontology annotation, molecular function: protein binding. NCBI's taxonomy places the organism in Eukaryota, Metazoa, Chordata, Actinopteri, Cichliformes, Cichlidae.
GUCAGUCAGUCAGUCAGUAAGCAGCUAUUUCCAGCUCAGGUAAAGAGGAGUCCUCCAGCUCUGAAGUCUUGAAUCUGAGGAGAACCUAAACCCAGUAUCCCUGUUCUGGCUGACAGACCAACAACAGCACAAGAAACGGUGGUCUAAAGAUCCUUUCUGCAUCUGACAACACAGCUCUCUACAACCAGACUGGCAGAAAGUAAAUGUGUCACCCACGCUGAAUCAUAAGUCUUUUUAGGGUCUACUCAUUGGCAAAACUUUUCCUUAGACUAUGGAUCCAAGCAAACAACUGGGUUCUCUCAGAGUGGGAAGUGUGGAAGACAAAGAUCUUACAUCAGAGAUCAAGAGGCAUUCCUGUAGACUCACAAUCGACACAAAAUCAGUGAGCAGGAAACUCGAACUGUCUAACGGAAACAAGAAGGUGGCCUAUGUGGGGGGACAUAACCUACAUCGUUUCCAUAGACACGGAUUUCAUUCUCCUCAGCUGCUGUGUAUAAACGGUCUGACUGAUCGACAUUACUGGGAGGUCGAGUGGAGUGGAGAUGUUUACAUAGCAGUCAGUUACAGUGGAAUCAGUAGGAAAGGAAUAACUGGCAACAAUGAGUUUGGAUCAAAUUCUCAGUCCUGGGCACUUGUAGUAAAAACGGGUUCAUCCUCUGUCAUUGCAAAGCACGAUAACACAGAAACACCCAUCGUCUCCCACAACAGAUUUAACAGAGUAGCAGUGUAUGUGGAUUAUGCUGCUGGCAUUCUGUCCUUUUUCAGUGUUUCCUCUGACACUCUGAUCCACUUCCACACAUUCAAAACCAGAUUCACUGAUCCUCUUUAUCCCGGAUUUGCAGUCUUCCCUGGUUCCACAGUGAUUCUGCCCUGAGUUUAAUCUAAAGAGUUUUGUUCUGUUAGAGAAACGAUGACUGUUGAACAAAUAGUUCAGUGUAUAUAUAUAUGUAUAUGUAUAUAUAUAUUUAAAUAUAUUUACAAUAUUAUAGUUUAAUCUUCAUGAAGAGAAUCAACAAACCUCUGAGGUUUGUAGUGGUAGUAUUUCUUUUACUGUAUGUCAGCAGUUGGAUUGUUAUUUGCUGUUCGUUAUGUAUGUUGGUGACUGUAAAUUACAGUGCAUUGCCUUGUCACAACAUGUGCUAAACAGAAGCCAUGGUUUAUGGCUUGUCAAGCUAGCAAAGUAUGAGUACUCAAAAAAAAGUCAGUCAUCACUUUCCCUUUUCAAGAGAUUUUCAGAGAAUGUGGCAGAGCAUCCAAACCAUACAAGGCCCCAGCACGUAUGGGCAUUAUUGAGGCCUCUCUACCAGGCGCACUUGUCAUUGUGUUAACUGCGUGUGUUGUGUUGUUUUUGUGUUACUGGAACUAAUUAUCAUUAAAGUGGAGUUAUAUUUAUAAUAUACCUGCUUGCAUGUGGUUUAUUUCCAUAUACUCUAUUUUAAUGAACAUUUUAUAUCACAAGCAUCAUAAAGUGAGUGUCAGUAGUAAGUAACACCCUAUCAAUAGAAUUUUGAAGUGUGUGUUUAAUACAUAUACACUCUUCAUAUUGCCGACUUCCUUGACUCACACACUGCCACACUUAGCAUAGAGCA